This is a messenger RNA of Misgurnus anguillicaudatus (oriental weatherfish), 2646 nucleotides long. RefSeq names its product RING1 and YY1 binding protein b (gene rybpb). The record is from RefSeq and is a predicted model, not a curated record. Gene Ontology annotation, biological process: positive regulation of DNA-templated transcription. Gene Ontology annotation, cellular component: nucleus. Gene Ontology annotation, molecular function: DNA binding; transcription coregulator activity. Lineage: Eukaryota; Metazoa; Chordata; Actinopteri; Cypriniformes; Cobitidae.
CUCUAUCCGUGCCAUUUAUUUCUAGCGAGACUUUUAAACCGAAGACAACGGUGAUUGGGCGGCGGAGUCACGGGGUCCGCAGUCGUUUCGCCCUGCCUAGAGUCAGUCAGUCAGUCGGGGGAAGGCGAGUCUGCCUGCAAGCGUUUCACUCUGCGUGGAUCCACCGUACACACGCGCGCGCGCUCACGCGGACCUUCACACGCAAUUAUUGUUAAUUACCGAAGGCUUUUCGGUCUUUCGAGAGUCUCCUAUCCACCAUGGGCGACAAAAAGAGCCCGACCAGGCCAAAACGACAAGCCAAACCGACGGCGGACGACGGCUUUUGGGACUGUAGCGUGUGCACGUUCAAAAACAGUGCAGAAGCGUUCAAAUGCAGCAUCUGUGAUGUACGGAAGGGCACGUCUACCAGGAAACCCCGGAUAAACUCCCAGCUGGUGGCUCAGCAGGUGGCCCAGCAGUACGCCACCCCUCCUCCCCCAAAGAAAGAGAAGAAGGAAAAGCCGGAGAAGGAUCGAGGCGAGGGGGAGCGACCCGACAAAAAUCUCCCCGACAGCGAACACGUGGACAAGGACAAGAGCGAGAAGGAACAGCCCGACAAAGAGAAAAAAGACAAAGAGAAAGAAAUCACACCAGCCAUCACCAAGAAACCCAACAGCAAAAAGAGCAGGUCCGUUUGUCACCGACCCAAGUCAGACAGCCAUCAAAGCCCACCCAGUGAAAGAAACAGCUUUCAAUCUGGCAAAUCCACAACCAAGACCAAGAACUCCCACAUCUCCAGGCCCAAGCUGAAGAACAUCGACAGGAGCACAGGCCAGCAGCUGGCCAUCACAGUGGGGAACGUCACAGUGAUCAUAACAGACUUUAAGGAGAAGACCCGCACCUCCUCCACCUCCUCCUCCACAGUCACCUCCAGCGCCGGCUCGGAACAGCAACACCAGAGCUCCGGCUCCGAGAGCAUGGACAAGGGCUCGUCUCGUGCUUCAACCCCAAAGGGGGGAGACCUGUCAAUCGGGCACGACGAGUCAUUCUAAGCGCUACGAACAUUGUCCAUAACGUUGUGAACCCCAAGGGAUGUAUUUUGCCUCCAUUUUCCCUCACCUCGCCCUGAGCUUACUCCUUUCUUUCAUCAAGAAAUGGAUAUACGUUAUUCUCCACACAAGUUUGUGCACACAUUACAUGUACGUUUGUGUGCAUGGCGCAAAUGCAUAUCACUGGACCACGGAUUUGGGCUUUUGGGACGUAACGUCCCUCCCUUGUUUUCCUGGAAAGACAUCCCGCUCUUGUAUGUAUUGUUUUAUAUUUGUAAGUGGAUGUGCAGCUGAAUCGCUUUCUCUUUUGUUAAAAAAUACCUAUAUGUAAAUGUCCACCGUGCACAAUAACCACCUACAUUUUAACUGUUUUGGACCAUUAUCGCUUCUUAUUUAUUACGUUGCAUCUUUCUACUUUUAGACAUUGGUUUCGUUUUUUGUUGAUGCUUUUUUGAGUAGCUCAAGCAGACGGCUCCCCUCUUAGUGUUGAACGAUUUUUCCUGAGAAACUUCCCACAAUGGUGCUAGAUACACUGUGAAAUGGUUUCAGUCGUUCACACCAUUGAAACAGAUCCCGCUCCACUCACGUAGACAAUGGAAAUAUUUGUGUCCUGGUGUCAGGCUGCAUUCUUCUUCUUCUGCUUUGUUUUGGGAUUUUGCAAGACCAUAUUGAACAGUUGUGCAUCGGUGUCUGGUUUCACCCGCAAACCCCUAUCUUCGACUAACUGAACGAAGCAGCGUUUUUGCCUCAUUUGAUAUUGGGGAGACGACUAGGAUUGACAAACUGCAAGGAGGCGUGCAUGGUGUGAACUUUGGAUUCGGAAGUUCAAAUGAUGUUGACUUAAACGUCAGCGAUUCUCACUUUUUAUUGAACAGCUUUUGUUGUCCAUCACGGUAUACGAAUGAUGUAUUCUAAAAACACUACAAGGGUUUGACGUCUCAUCGGGUCAACAGGCCUUAAAUGUUGAACUACAUUGUGCAUCCUGCAGUUUUUGAUUGAUUGAUUGAUUGAUUGAUUGAAUGAAACAAGUUUUAAUGUUUCUUACUCGGCCUUGUUUUAAUCUGAAGAUUUACCUGGAAUUGUUUCACGGUUUAAUAUAAAUAAUCCAAUAGGAGACAUUGAAGAAAUUAAAUUGAAUGUCUGGUGCAGAACUCCAAACACUUGCUGAAAUGCAAUUCUUGCACUGUAAGACGUGAAAGUUGGAUCAACUUAAAUUUUUAAAGUUUAUUUAACUUUUAGUUUGACUUGACAAACUUACUUUUUUAUGCGUUACCAAUUAAAGUAACUUUUUUAAGUUUAACCAACUUUUCACUUUUUACAGUGUGUCAACAAAGCAAACUAACUAUUUACUCUUUCUUGAGUGUCUUGUUAAUUAAAUCAAAACAGGAUUUAACUCCUCAUAAACUCUAAAGAUGUCUAGUCGGCAGUCCCACAAAUUUAAAGUGAUCUUCCCUUUGAACUGUAUUAAACUUGUAUAAAGUAUGUGUAUAUGAUAUGAGUUUUAUUUAUUGAAGGACCAAAGGAAUUUGAUAUUGUUGACAUGCUAGGCAAAUGAAUAAUUCAAAAUGUAAUGACCAUAUGUGUGAUAUAACAUUUUAAUAAAGUCUAAUAUAAUCCA